AUGACUGGAACCAUAUUAAAAGAUGAGCUUAGCAUCAACGGAGAGCUUAAAAAAUGUCAAGUUACAUCUACAACAGCUACUCGUCCGGUCCUCAUCUUGAUUCAAACCACCACGCUUGACCUACUACAGAUAGAAACAGUGGGUGAUAUUCAACAGCAUCGUUCAAAUCGUUCAGAUCAAUCAAAUGAAAAAUAUAAAACACAUUGGAUAAUGUCUGAUUGUAUAGAGUUUGCGCAUACUGCAGAGUAUGGGUCUGCUCAGUUAGUAUCUGGACUGAUCGUGUAUUGGCAUUUGGAUGAUCCUGCUAUGGUUCAUACACUCGCUGUUUCUGGUUUUGACCGAUUACCAAAAUUGAUCGACUUGUGUGCUGGAGCGGUGCAUUGUGUAGCAUUGACAGAGGAAGGUGAGGUAUGGACGUGGCGAAUGGGUUCUGCCACAGCAUUGCAUGGACAGCUGGGAUAUAUUGAUUCGACCGUUCUGGCUGAUGGAUUUCAAGCUCAGAUUGUUGAAGCAUUACAAGGAAUGCGCAUGGCUAGUAUAUCGGCUGGAAGACAGCAUACAAUGGUCGUGUCAAAGGACGGUACCAUCUAUUCAUUUGGAUCAAAUCGAUACAGUCAGCUGGGAAUCGCCAGUUCUCAUGGAAAGCCAGAACCUAUAGAUUUGGAUUUGGAAUCAAAUUCCAACAUAAAAUCUGAAAUUGCAUGUGGAUUCCAUCAUAGUAUUGCUACUGAUGGUACACGCUUGUAUGGGGCUGGAUGGAACUCGUACAACCAGCUGGGACGCAUGAAAGAACUGGGCUGCAUUCAUGAGAUGCGACAGUUGGAUAUUCCACUGCCAGCACAGUGCAGUAUUGUUGGAGUAUAUGCUGGUGGAUGGUCCACCUUUAUUCUUGCAACAGUGCCCUGUCUGCAAUCAAACUACCAAUCGGAAACUAUCACACACAAAAGUAUAGCUGUAAAAGAAUAA
Batrachochytrium dendrobatidis JAM81 is the source of this 966-nucleotide messenger RNA. RefSeq lists its product as uncharacterized. The record is from RefSeq and is a predicted model, not a curated record. Lineage: Eukaryota; Fungi; Chytridiomycota; Chytridiomycetes; Rhizophydiales. The transcript has 2 exons. The coding region runs from base 1 to 966 and encodes 321 amino acids.